CUCCCCAGCCCUCCUUUUGCACCAGAACCGCCCUCCGGCAAACAUCCGCCGCGGGUUCCCGUCACAGCCUCCUGGGCUCCGGGGCUGGCCCGGGAAGAGGGCGGCUGCCAGCGCCAUGCAGCACGGCCCGGCGCCCGCCGCGCUCGUCACCACCAGGCAAAUUCAGAAUAAACACACGGGGCUGGAUUUGUCAGUGCCAGAAUACCAGGAAAUCCGUGGGAAGAUGAUGUCUGGCCACGUAGAGUAUCACAUCGUCGUUGUUACCCGCCUGGCUGCCUUCAAAUCUGCAAAGCACAAGCCUGAGGAUGUUGUUCAGUUUAUGGUCUCCAAGAAGUACAGCGAGAUAGAAGAGCUCUACCACAGACUGGCAGCCCGGUAUCCACAGGUUUCUCUUCCACCCUUGCCUAGAAAAGUUCUCUUCGUGGGGGAAUCCGACAUUUGGGAACGAAGAGCGAUGUUCAAUGACAUCAUGAAAUUCAUCUCAAAAGACGAGGAUCUAGCAAUAUGUCCUGAGUUACUGGAAUUUUUAGGGACAAAAUCUACCAGUGUCAUUGACUUCAAGGGUAAAAACAUCCCUGAUGACAAAGAGAAAGAAGAUGAAGAAAAUGAGGCAUUGGAUUUUUUCAAAGAGGAAAAGACACCUGACUUAAUUUCAGAGCUUGUAUCAGUGAAGGGUGCCAAAAAAUGUGAGAAGAAAGAAGAGGAAGAGGAGGAAGAAGAGGAAGAAGAUUUAGACCCUCUUGGUAUAAUCAGAACUAAAAAAACAAAGAAGGCAUCUGCUCCUCCAGCCAAGGAAGAGAAGCACAAAUUAACCAUUUUUGAAGAAGAAGUAGAUCCAGAUGAAGGACUGUUUGGACCAGAAAAAGAUUUCUCAUCAAUUGGUUCCAGGAAGAAGAUGAAAGAGAAUCUGAAAUUAUUUGAAGAUCCAGACCUUGGUGGAGUGGUAAGAUUGGGUGACUCACUACUGCUGCCAGCUGCCUGUGAGAAUAAGGAACAUGCGCUGAACAUAAGUCCUGAGGAGGACACCGAGGAACUGCUGAGGGUUGAAGAUGAUUUAGAAAAACUCUUGAAAGUAACCUCCAAACCGAAACCUAAGGUGCCAUCAAAACCACCGUUGCCUAAGAAACCAGCAGUUCUCCCCAGGAACACUAACACUAACACAUCUCCGCUGGCAAAGCCAAAGGAAGACAGAAUUCAAACAAUGAAUGAAGUGGACAUUCUCCAGUAUAUCCAGGAAAACGAAUCUCUCAGCAACCAAGAUACAAGUCUUUUCUGAACAUAGGCAUUUUUAAAAUGCAAUCACACCUUCUUGGCCCAAAUUCCCUGUGAGCUCAAGUGACGAUAGCAAGAAUUGGCCAGAUCUCUUUACUGUCAUGGUGCUCGUUUGUAUGCCACGAUACAGAGGGCAGCAUGUUUGACUAGCACAGGCACAAUAUGAUGUUUUUAAAACAGUGUAGUUAUGGUAUAUAGUUGCCUUAUCUUUUCAGGGCCUUACAGGAAUAUGGACAAAGACAUAGCGCUACAGAUUAUGUCUACUAAUAUUUUAGUUUCAGAAUACUAAAGUUUGGGCCAGCUUUGACCUGACUGUAAAUGACAAGCGUGUUGCACACAUGGCGGGUAUGAGUAGCAUCCAACAAAUGGUCUGAAGCAGGACAGGAUGCUUUUCCUGUCAUUUUAAACAAUGCAUUUCAGCUUACUGGAAAGAUGAUUUUCAUUUUGUUCUGUGAACUUUUAUAGCAGCUUUUUCCUCUCUGUCUGUUAUUGCAGUAACUUAUAAACAGUGACUGUUAAGUAUAGGUAACAGUUCUUCUGUAGUUCAGAGAAAUACUGAAAUCACAGCUAAGCCUAACUGUUUUGCUGGCUUUGUUGCACAAAUGCUGACUUGUAGGAGAACUUGUAGGCCUGCAAACACUAGACGUUGUGUGUCUCUGGCCCCUGGGGGAGAUAGCAAAUGACUGAAGAUGGUUCAGGGUACAGCUCCAGACAUACACAGAAGUUUCAGUGUGUAAGAGGUUUGGAUGCUGUAGGACUCUUGUGAACAUACACAAGAUACAAAAGGGCUAUUUUUUUCCAGGCAAGUCUUCCUAGACUUCUGCUGCAGUUAGUGGAGAGAAAAAGAUUUCUGCAGAAAUUGAGUCAGUGCAGGUGUCCUAAUGGAUGAACUCUUAAUCGCUCUCUGGAGUCAGUCUCUCUCAUUUCCUUCCCUUCUUCCAUAAAUUAAAGAAGGAUCCAUGGCGAUUAAUCCCACUACAUUCAGAUGAGCUUUUACAUAAACAAUGGUCUAUAGUAAGCCAUAUAAUAAGGGAGGGCAAAUUUGGGAUUAUCCAAAGGAAAAACAUAGGAAGAAAAUUUAGUAGAGAAAAUGUAAUAUGCAGAAAAAUAAGAACAAUGAACAGGCAUCCCAGACUACCCUCCCUUCUUCCCGACUCAGGCACUGUGGUUAAACACGCUGAAUUUACAUCUAAUGCAGGUUGAUAUCUGCUGUCAUGUGGAAAGAGAUUCCUCUGCUCAUAUAUAUACGUGUGUUAUAUCCAAAUGUGAAGACAAGCUCCCUAGAGGGAAAAUAUUAAUAUAUUUAAGCCAUAUCACUACCCUCAAAUUUGCCUUUCUAAUAUAGAGCAAUAUGAAUAGAAAGCCUUAUAUGUAUAUAUUUUAUUAAUGAAAUUAUUAGUAUUUCUUUUUAAGCCAAUGGAAAAUAUGAUAAUGGUAUUUUGGUUUGGUGGGACGAGUAAAAUAUAAUCAUUGGCACUCUAUGUAAAAUAUGUUUCAGGACAAUAAAAAUGUUUGCUAACCUGCAGGUGUUAUUAUUGUUCUCUAGGUUGUACAAUAGCAGCAGAUGGGAGUUAAAGGAUGGAGUCCAUGUUGUUAAAGUGCAAGCUCAGCUAAAGCCCCACGUUAAUGAGUAAGAAACCAUGAAUGUAGCUGCGCUCCUUUGAGAGAUUUCCUUUGAGAGCAGCUAAAGGUAAAACUAUAUAUGGGCAAAGGAAGUACCUGAUUCUGUCUGUUCUCACAGUGUCCUGGCGCAAUUAGGAAGCUUGUUUAUCCCAUCCUGCAGAAGGCACUGAGGAAAAAAUAAAUGACUUCCCAGAGACCUUGCAGAGAACAGCAGAUGAGAGCUGAACUGUUGAGCCUUCCUGCUGCACUACCUGAUGUCAUGAACUUAUAUUCAUGAACUAUAUGUUGUAUAUUUAACUGAGGGCUGUGGAAUGCUGAUCUCUACUGCAUGCAGCACUGCUCAGACAGCUGCUUGUAUGUCUGUGGUUUUGGCUUACAGCCUGGCACAUGGCCUGGACACCACUAAAACUACCACAUUAAGGGUCAUGGAUUUAACGACCAGCAGACUGAGUGAAGAUCUUUACCCUUAGUACACAACACUGGAAAACUCUUAAGAUUUCUUGAAGUAAAUUAGCAAAAUAAUAGAGGAACAGAGCUGGCAGGGGCUGUGAAGAUGAGUUUGUCCACCUCCUUGCCCUAAGCAGGAGCAUCUGGCCUGUGUCCUGCUGCUGGCUGUUCUUGCUGUCCAGGACAAGGUGUUCUUGGUGCAAGAGCUGGCAGAUGCCAGAGCAGGAUGUGGUGGCUGAACACAGGAUGGAGAGAUACCAUAUUAUUGGGCACCAUAUUAUUCUCUUGGUGGCAGUAAUUAUGCUCAGAUGUUAUCUCUCAUAGGCGUUUUUCUAACCUGCCUUUAAUAGUUUGUCUGGACAGCAGUGCUGGAGAUGUCACACCAUGGGAGUGAAAGGUUUUCUUACUGUCUGACAUAACUGUUCCUAACUGCUACUUAAUCUCGUAACUUCUAACUCUCUUCAGCACAGAAAGAGAACAAAAUACAUGCUUUUCAGCCUCAUUUCUAGACUGAGAACUCUGCCCUCUGAGGGAGGCAGCAAGACAGGUCAGGACAUCACUAUGGCACCAGCUUCUCACGACUUGGUGUGUCCCAGCUGAAUGCUGUCAUCUCACAUCGGAUUUCUCCCCUUUUUAGAACUGCUACAUAUUCACAUACCAAUUUACCAGAAGGAAUAAAGGAUGUCAGCGUCCCACAACCUUUUAUUAACACCACUUGGUGUGGCAACACUGUGUAGCCUUUGUUCCAGCUGGGACUAUGUUUCCCCUUAACCUUUCCUCACAGCAAUGGCAUCUGUCUGCCUUCUACCACCUCUAAGAGCUCUGCUCAGAAACUGCUCAGGCAGUGGGAGAGUGGAUGUUAUAUAUUACCAUUAAAUCAUGGGAACAUUCCCAGUAAUACUGAUGUAACAGCACCGUAGCUUUAUCCCUUUAAAACAGCCAAGGAAUACUUUGCCCUCAGCCUUCCCCCAAAAUUUUCAAAAUACCUAGACAACACGGGGAAGGAAGAGUUGUUAAUUGUUUCCUGUGGUAGAUUUUUAAGAUUAUUUAAAGGUCUGUUUUACUUCAGAAAAAUCUAUCUUUUCUGUCAAGGCACUAACGUAAAAGGAUCCUUCAUAAAUCCCACUGUUACACAUUUGUUUUACAAUGCAAAUGUCUAGCUCCAGUAAUAUUUAUAGGCACUUAGAGGUGAGUUACAGUCCUUGAAUAAAUUAUAUAUAAUGAAUCAUUAUUGUACAAGAGAAGAAUGUCAGGCAAAUGCAGCCCAGAAAAAUUGAACAUAUUAUUUGAAAUGACAUCAGGAAACCACACAACAUACUUUGCAUCCUGCCAGACCAGAGCUUUUUUUUUUUUUUUUUUUUUUCUGCAUACAUCACUCCUAGUAGCAGCUAUUUUAUUAGCCUCCUCUUGACAACUCUUGAAAUUCAAUUAUGGACUUUAAUGUAGUUCUUGGCUGACAGGCAUCACCUUUCGACAUUAAUAAUAGCUAGCUCAUCAGAAGAUUUGAAAAGCAGUAGAGUUAAAAUUAAACCCUUACAAAAGAUGUUUUCUUUAGUGAUUAGAACGUGUAAUAGGUAUCUCUACUGCUUUAGAAGCUGCUUCUUGUUUUGCAUAACCUUCUUCUGCCUGUGUGGUACAGCACUAAUUAACAUAUAACACCAUGUACUUCAUUAUUUAGGUCACAGUUAAAAUGCUGAUUUCGCCAAUUUGGGUAUUUCACAGACGAACUGUGGAUCAUCUGUUUAGAUCAGUUCUGUGCUAAAUUUUUAGGAAAGCUAAUUUGCACAUAGCACUUAAGGUCUAGUUUAGUCAGGGGCAAUUUGGGCUGGGUCUAAAAAAAAAUGUAUUAAUUGAAACUGAUACUUCUGCAUCUUUGCUGAGCUUGCUACAGUGAAAUAUGCAAGUCAGCACGUGAUUUAAGGUCCUGAAAACCCUGCAUGCUCAUGGGACACUUAGGCCACAGCUAAUGAAAAGAGACUCUAAAUGACCGAUCCCUGUGGUCAUUAGAUUUAAUAUAGAGUACAAAAGAGCACUGAUACUUCAUGUAAAUGUGUGACUGUCACUAAUCUGACUGAGGAUUCUAGAAUCUUUGUGCAUGUGUGCGUGUGUGUGCAUGCUCAUCAACCACAUUUCUUAUCUUAUUUGUGACCUUUUAAACCCUUAAGUCACAAAGAGGGAUGGUUUUCACUGUGAGGUGUUAUCUAUAAUCUCACUUUACAUUGUAACUUUAAAAACUGGACUCAAUGUAGUCAGUCGGUUGCUUUCUGUAUUGUACCGGUUCCUUAGUUCAUCUUUAAUCCCCUCGGAUCCAGUUGUUUAGCCCUCGUCAUAUUUCUGAUCUUCCUUUUUACCCUUCUGCAUACUACUCCUGUGAAACAAAUUGAACCUCGUGAGGAAUUCAGAUGAAGGGAAAUCAAGUGCCUUGUAUUUUUUGAAAACCAUCUGUAGGGUACGCUGCUUUGAGUAAAAAUACCAGCAGUGAAAGGUGGUGAUGGUAAAUUAAAUUAAUAGUCAAAUUAAGUACUGCUGUGGGAGUUCAGAAGUCAAUGAAGCUGCUUAAAGGAUUGAUUAGUCAUAGAUACUUAGGAACUAAGCGUUAUUCAUACCAGAGUGUUAUGGAUGCUAAAAAUUUAUACAGGGUCAAGGAGAUACUAGCUAGGCUCAUGGAAGAGGAAUCUAUCAAGGGUUAUUAAAGAUGCCUCUCAGCUCUUGGGAAGAUCUUGAGCUACAAGUUGCUGGAAGCAAGGAGAAUAUUGAACAAACAAAUAUUUUCAUAAAUAGUCAUCUGCUUUUGCUGUUGUGAAGAAUACCAUACUGGGCUAAUCCAAAAUUCAUACAGAGUGAGUCUGUCUCAGCCUUUCCUCAUAAGAGAUGCUCUGGUCCCCUAAUCAUCUUUGUAGACCUCUGCUGGACUCUCUCCAGUAUCUCCAUGUUACUCUUGUACUGGGGAGCCCAAAACUGGACGCAGCACUGCAGGUGAAGCCUCCUAAAGAGGGAGGAUUACCUCCCUUGACCUGCUGGCAGUGCUCUUCCUAAUGUCCCCCAGGAUCCCAUUGGCCUUCUUGGCCACCAGGGCACACUGCUGGCUCAUGGUCAACUUGUUGUCCACCAAGACUCCCAGGUCCUUCUCCACAGAGCUGCUCUCCAAGAGGUCAGCCCCCAGCCUGUACUGGUGCAUGGGAAUCCCUGAAGCCAGUGGAAGUUUUGGGGUGACUUUUUUGAAAGCCACGUUUGAUAUGUGGUGAGCAGUUGAAGUCUCAUUGGUAUCAGAGGAAGAUUUCAAACAUCCCUGAAUGCUCCUCCAUAUCCCAGCUUUAUAGGCAAUCUUAGUAGAUAUCAUCAUUUGCCUAGGAAGUCAAAAGUAAAAGAUUCCUCAAGGGUGAAUAAGCAACAAAAAACAUCACUAAAACCCCAGCAAAGUUCAGUGGAAUAACCCCUAAAUAGCCCAUCAAUGUUACGUUAUGCCCUUUUUCAGUGAGCUGCUUAGGAGCCUCAGAGUUUGACCAACCACAAAACACAAACAUAACCCACUGACCCCGGCUGCAUUAAAAGCCACCAUGGUUUGUUACCCUCCAGUGUAUUGUUUUUCCAGUUCCUAGGAAUCAUACUAUUAAAUACAGAGGUUUAAAACUGUGAAAUCCAUGGGGAAACAUUGAGGUCAUUGUGCCAUCUUCAUGUAGGAGUUUCACUCACCCAGGCAGAUCAGGAUGAUUUAUAAAAAACAUCAUCUUUUUAUUAUUAUUUUUUUGUAAAAUAUACAUACACAUAUAUAUAUGUAUAUAUAUAUGUCAGUUUCUUCUUAAACUCAUUACUCCCCUAACGUGAUUCAGCCGUUCUCUGCCGAGGGCAAUGGUUCUGUGCCGUUUAUGUCACCAAAGGGUUGCUUCCUGUGUCUGCCGGCAGAGUCAGACGCAGUCAAUCCUGACUGUCAGGAUCCCACGCAGAUCGUUAGAAGGCUGGUGAUGCUGAUGCUCUGGAGAAGACCUAGAGGGAUAGGACGUGACACCACUGUUCAAGCCCGAUGGGUUUGCAGAGCACCACUGAGAAUGGGAGAAAUAGGAACAGGAUGGAAGAAGGCAUCUGCUUGAUUUACACACACUGCUGCAGAGCUUUCACUUCCCUUGAAGGACCAGGGCUGUAAAGUUGAAAUGAACAAUUUGUUUUAUAGUCCUUUGGUGAGACGAGCCCCGUGGUUUUUCAAAUGAACAUAAAAGCAAACAAAAUAAAAUUACUAAAUUCCUGGGGUAUUUACUGAAACCUUUCCUUAUUUCUCUGCUAGUUUCUCUGUGCUUUUUAAGUUUAUCCAAGGGAUUUGUGCUAAUGAUCACAAACUUCUCAGACUAUUUUGUUUGUAAUAAUAGUUUAAGGCCACUGAUUUCACCUCAGAGGAGCUUAUAGAAAUGGUUCAGCUUAAUAGUGUCUGGGUAUGUUAACAAGCUUUUCUUGUGAACAAAAAUUAUCAUUUAUUUACCUUGAAUGUUGAGAAUCAUAAGUACCCAGUGCUUUCCCCCCUUAUGCAAUCAAAUCUGCAGGCUAGUAUAAUUUAUUUUCCUGCUUAUGUCUUCCUGUGUCUUGACCUUUAAUAGCUUGUAUAUUUAAUCUUGUGUGCAGUCCCUUGGAGGAAUUUCUUGUGUCCAGGACUGCUGGCUAAUUAUAGUUGUAAUGCCUUACCUAGAAAAAAAAAAAAAAAAGUAAUUCUACAUGGGAUGAUGUAGAAAAUUCAUCUUUUUCAUGAAUAAUGAAAAAGAAAUCUGAAGCCGUCCUCAUCAGUGGCUCAUUGUAGCUCAGGGGAGUGCUUUCAUUGCUGGUCUCCUGAUCUGCAUUUCCAGGGUGUUGGUUCCCAUCACAGAGCUGCCAUGGAGCCAGCUGGACACUUGGGGCCAGAGGACCCAACCAGAAGUGGAAAUAACUUCCCUCAGAUGUGUAGAUGAUGGCAGUGGGUGCUCACCAUCAGCUGUUUCACUUUGCAAACCUCUCCUGUUGUGCUGCCACGCACGCUGAUGUCGUCAGUGUACAUUUGGUGGUAAACUGAGCCCCAAAUCCAGCUGACAAUACCCUGCUACCUUCCACCUUUGCAGGAAGAGAUGGGACUGAUAGAGCAAAGAGAGGAAGGGGCAAAAUCCCAGGAAGGUUCAGGUGUGCCACGGGAUGCAUGUGCUGGAGUGGAUCUCAUGAUACCCGUCCCGUACCCUUAAUGUGACAGCUUAGCACUGCUGUCCCUGCUCUCCAGGCUGUAAAUGAGUUUUGCAUUAAGCAAACAUUGGCUGAACUGAAGGAACAGAGUCACACUGUGUGGGAGGGGAAGGGGGAGAGAACAAGCUCCCACAUCGCCUGCUCCCAAGGAGAUGUCCUUAUUAGUGGAGUUAUAAAAUCUGCUUCUCCCAAGAGUCCUGUUCCUUUCCAGUUUCGGCAGGGAAGAUAAAGCAUGUUUCCAGCACAGCCUUGCUUUCUGUUUGCUGGAGAAAUGGGAGACAGGGGUUCAAAAGUCCCUGAGGCUGAGAAAGGCAAAAGGCCCUCAUUUCUCCCCUCCUGGUGAGCAGCAAACAGCUAGAGUCCAGUGGCUCUUUAUUUGCCUGUGGAGUUAAGAAACUGGCUGAAGCUUUUGUGUCUGAUUUUUUAGCACUGGAUUGAGCAGACUCCCAGGGGAUAGUUGGUUACACACUGUGCAACCUUGCUGCAGUAUUGAUGUUGAACAUCCUACGAAAUAAAAAUUUCCUUAAGUGGUGUGACAGGAGACUGGCCCACUGCUGCUGCCUCCCAUUUCCAAGCUGGCAACACACAGACCAAGCUAGAUCAGUUAGCAGGGUGUUUGCAUGGCUGUGUCCAGAGCAGAAUUUUUGGCUGAGGACAAUGAGAAACAAGGCUAUUCUGAAAUGUGUUGCACUUACUAGAUUCACCAGCUCAGGUUUUCUCACAUUUGCAAGUCUGUGCAGCACACUCAGAUUUGCAGAGCAGCCAUGAGCUGUCCCAUUUCCUUUCAAUGCAAUCAUUAGCAGAUUGACUGCCUUUACCUUCAAGGCAGUAAUUACUGUAGGUGAAAUCUGCAAUGUUUGCAUUUAGUGUUUUUGUUUUGUUUUGUUUUGUUUUGAAUACAUUUCUGUUGUUUUUAACUUUUUCCGUUCUUCAUCACACCUGUCCUGCAAAUACCUGUAUAUUUAGCAGCUCUGUGAAAGAAAAUGAUAGAGAGUUUUUGGCUCAGCUCUAUGAUGAUAAGAGAAAGAUAAAAAUUUUAGGUUUAGUGAAAAUAAAAAUGUAGAACCAUUUCCCUAGAGCCAUGUUUGAAUAACAUCCCAUUUCUGAGAUCCCCCUUGGGAGCUGCACAGGGAAUCACUAGAGACCAGGAUGACAUCCCAGGAUAGCAGGUAGCUCGUGCUGGGCUGUGAAGGUGGCUCUGUUGGGCAGGGACACUUGGAAAUGUGCUGGACAAGAGUGACAGAGCGAGCACAGCACUGCGCCACCCAGCCCACGGGCAGGGGUGUUCUACAUGUGUCAGAGAUCUGCUGCCUCCCUGGCCUUUUCCAUAGCUAUUUUAAUAAGAGCCAUUUCACUAAAACAAUAGUCAUUUGUCUUAGACACUUCAGCAGGGAUUGGGAUUCAAGACUUUGGGGACAAUUAUAAGCUGCGUGUUUCUCUCUGUCUGAUAAUAUACAUGUAUAUAGUAUGUAUGACAACAUGGAAAAAACAGAGAGGCUUAUUAGUCUUCCCACAGUUAACCGGGGACUCUGCAGCAGAGCCAGCCAAAAAUUUGUCUGGUUUCCUAUCUUGGCCAUAAACCUCAAGGCUAAACUAAGAAUACAAGCAAAACAAUCUUGUGGGUUAAGGGAUUUUUGGAUUUGUUUUUGCUUUUUUUUGCAAUAUGCAUACGGAUGACCUGAAAUAUUACAUUUCCAAAAAUUUUUUGCCUGCCUUUCCUGUGUUUUGUUAGAAAUUUAGGAAGGUGCUUUGACUGCAGAAUAGCCCAUGACCUGGUGACAUUGUAACAGAUGAAAAGGACAGAAAAUGAGCACAAGGGCAGGAUAUUUUAGUCUUACAAUUCUGAAUUUCUUUCCCGGCUGGAUUCCUGUUUCAUUUAAAAAUGUCUAGCAAUGUUUGUGAGAAAAAACAAUGUUUGCUGGGACCGCUAAUGACUUUUCCCAAUACUAAGGGUGUGAGAAUCUGAGUUUCCUCCUAUUUUUUUGAAUAAAAUAUAAGAAGGAAAUGAAUGACCGUUAUAUAUAAACGUGGAAAAGCUUAA
Molecule: messenger RNA, 10576 nt
Organism: Anas platyrhynchos (mallard)
Lineage: Eukaryota; Metazoa; Chordata; Aves; Anseriformes; Anatidae
Gene: HS1BP3
Product: HCLS1 binding protein 3
Molecular function (GO): phosphatidylinositol binding
Source: RefSeq, a predicted model, not a curated record